Drosophila biarmipes is the source of this 859-nucleotide messenger RNA. RefSeq names its product protein late bloomer. Bases 134 to 793 code for a protein of 219 amino acids. The transcript is spliced from 5 exons. The record is from RefSeq and is a predicted model, not a curated record. Lineage: Eukaryota; Metazoa; Arthropoda; Insecta; Diptera; Drosophilidae. Gene Ontology annotation, cellular component: membrane.
GCCACGCACAGACGGUCGAGAGUGGAAAGCGAAUUUUCCCGGGAAACGCGUCCGUUGCCUGGAGUCGCUGUGCGCACGAGUGUUGCAUUAAACUGGUAAAAUAUAGAAAUACAUUGCUCAGGCAAAUAGUAAAAUGCCCACGAUUCGCGUGUGCCUGCAAUGGACUUCGGUGGUCUUCAGUACAAUCACCUUGAUCGUUGGCAUCCUGGCGGCCCUGGCCGGAGUCUAUGAGCUGGACGAGUACAGCGAGGGCUCCGCGGAGCACCUCGAGAAGUUCGUGCAACUGGGCAUGGCAGGUGCCCUGAUCUUGGCCGGACUGAUCGGCUGCUUGGGCGCCAUCAUCGGUUCCAUCAAGGUGAUGGUGGUGAACCUGAGUCUGCUUCUAGUUCUGAUAGCCAUGCACAUCUGGAAAGUCUCCCACCACAACGAGACCAAGCAGCUGGACGCCACGGAGGUGUACGUGAUGGAUCUCUGGUUAAAGGAGCUGGUCCACCCGGGCGCCAUGAAGAAUUUGCAGCAGGAGUACGAGUGCUGCGGCAACGAGGGCUCCGAGGAUUACAAGAGCCUAAAUGUGGAGAUGCCGCGCAGCUGUUACCACACCAAGGACGGGAUCCACGCCCUGCUGCCCUAUGGGGAGGGCUGCAUGGCUGCCGUGAAGCGGGCAUACCUGCAGGUCUACCGCUACGAGAAGUGGGCCCACAUCGGACUUAUUUGCUACGAGCUUGUGGGCAUCGUCUUGGGCAUCACCUUAUGCUGCCAGCUGACCAACAAGACUCGUCUUUACACCUACUGACCAACCAUGACAUUUAUACAUAAGCAAUUGCCACUUGGAAGUACAAUAAACAAGCACACUCGAUAA